AUGGCGCUCCGAACACUGGCCACCGCCGCCGUUACCGGAGUAAAGCCCCGUUCAAGCCCACCGCUCCGAACACUGGCCGCCAUCAGCCGGAUCUUACAUCGUAAUCCUUCUUCCGGCGUCCGUCGUUUCGGCACUCCCGCGGUCCGCUGCAAUCUGGGGCAAAACAACAUCAACAACAGCUCCGCCUCAGCCUCCACCGACAAAAAUUUCAUUCCAUUUGUGCAGCCGAUUAAAAACAGUAAACACCACAAGAUAUCCCUACUCUCAAUUGAAAACAACUUGCUCAAAUCAGUUUUACCCAAUCGCCCCAAUUUCUCUCGUCUGAAUAGCUGCGGCACACGCAGUGAAUUCCUUGCCUACUGCGACAAGUGGUUGGUGUUUGCCUCCGGCGGCGGACGUUCCACAACUCCGGCCGAGCUCAUGUGGGACCCCACCACCGACGAGGUCAGACGCAUUCCUCAAUUUCCGUUGAAACCGCGGCUGCCCUCAUCUCAUGACUCUCCCUAUACCCUCUGGGGCGUUGGGUUCGACUCCGGCUCCGGCGACUAUAAGGUGGUCCGGGCUUCAAAAGAAAAACGGGCCGAGCUCCUAUCGCUCUCCACAGGCUUGUGGAGGGAAAUCCGAUUCCCUCACAAUCCGGACAAAAUAGUCGUUGAUAACGUGCGUUCGGUUCACAUAAACGGUGUUUAUUAUUGGUCGGCCCAUUUAAAGGACGAGAAACGCGACGCUAUCCUUGGGUUCGAUUUCGGCCGCCAAGAGUUUCCAGCCGAUCUCAUUCAAAUGCCGAGCAAUCGGGCCGGGCCCUUGAAGCCCAUUUGGGUGUGGCGCCACGUGAAGCGUAGCUGGUCUCGUGUGUCCACGGUUCGUGGCCCGGUGAAUGCUGAUGUCACCGAGGUUGUGGGGCUAUGCAAAAAUAGUGACAAAGUGAUUCUCCUCGACUCAGUCGAGGGUUCGAUUCUGCUUUACGAUUGUGGGACGACCGAGUUGGAGAGCCUCGGCGUAAUGGAAGGAUUGGGGUCCCAAUUUCCAUCUAUUGCAUAUUUUAUACUUAUCGACAGAGCGUUGGAUUGCUUUUCCGUCUGGCAUAGCUUCUUAUCAGUACUGGGACAUAGUUUCAUGAAUAUAUAUAAUUUACGUGAUCGUGCUACUAUUGUGUCUCCUGACCGGUUGGAUUUUCCACAUGCGAGUGCUAUUGUUGAUGAGCCUUACACUUAUCAGGAAGCUUCGCCUAUUCCGGAAUGGCAACUUGCUAUGUCUGAUGAACUUGCUGUACUUGAUCGUACCAGCACUUGGGAUGUUGUUUCAUUACCUUCACAUGCCGUACCUAUCACGUGUAAGUGA
Messenger RNA from Striga asiatica, 1341 nucleotides. The record is from the annotation of a GenBank genome assembly. Lineage: Eukaryota; Viridiplantae; Streptophyta; Magnoliopsida; Lamiales; Orobanchaceae.